Messenger RNA from Lacerta agilis (Sand lizard), 2858 nucleotides. Its product is annotated as protein SSUH2 homolog. Bases 559 to 1611 code for a protein of 350 amino acids. Lineage: Eukaryota; Metazoa; Chordata; Lepidosauria; Squamata; Lacertidae. Gene Ontology annotation, molecular function: heat shock protein binding. The transcript is spliced from 12 exons. The record is from RefSeq and is a predicted model, not a curated record.
CUUCGGCCAUAGCAGCAAUCGGCCUACUCAAACUCUCUGGACUAAUGCCUUAGGCUUCUUUGGAAACAGAGUUUCAUUCGAGGAAUCUUCCAUGCGCAGAACAGAGCAUUUGAGAGGCAGCUGGAACAGAAAAGGCAUGUCUGGUAUGUGAGACAGAGGAGCUUAAAUACAAACAUCUUCUUUUCUUUAGGAAUUGUUUAGAGCAAAAUUCAGCAGUGGUAUCUAGCGUGCUGGAGCUAGACUUCAGAGUUGUUCUGGAGUGCUGCUGGUAAACGGUUCCGCACAAAUAGGGUGGGAGACUCAGAACUGAUUAAGACUGGACUCUGAAGUCAAAGAAAGGAAACGAAACGAAACUGAGAGAGCUGGGGAUAUUCACCCAGCACUCCUUCUAGCAACAGCAGCCUGUGCAAAACCAAAAAAAAGGAAUGUACUAACUGGUGUGAACUAGACAGGCACUGAAAUAAAGGAAAGAAGCAUCAAUUCCAUAACACAGCCAGGAGCUUAUGUGCAUCUUGUAAUUCAUCUCUUUGGGAAGGAGCUUCUGCCCCUCUUUGUGAGAUGAUGGACAACAGCCCUGUGAAUGAAAAGGAAACUGCUGCAGAUGCUGAGAACAGGUCCAGUUCUGAUAUACCUGCUCAUAUGUCCUGUGAAGAAUAUGAGGGACUCCCUCCAUAUCUAAAAGAGGGAAAUGUCCUCUUUGCUUCUGAGCAAGAUGUUAAAGAAGCCUUCCUACAGUACGCAGCCAGUAAGCGUUGCUAUAGCACUGCCCCUGCAAAGCAAAUGAAAGUCCAGAAUCUCACUCCUCUCAACAUAUACAGAUAUCGUCUGGAGACUUUCACUGAAAUGAGAGACACACAUGUGGCCAGUGAGCUUUAUGAUGGUGGAUUUGUAGACUCCUUUGUUGUUGGAACACCACCUCCCCCAUGGGAUAUAACAGUGGACGAACCUCCUUUGUUUACGGACUGUGAAAUGCAUAUUCCAGUGCCCCAUUCGUACUCAGUAGAGAACUGUCCAAACUGCAAAGGACGUGGUGAAACUAUGUGUCAGCCCUGUAAAGGAACUGGCAAGAAAAAGUGUUCGGCUUGUGGUGGGACUGGGCAGAGUUCACAGGAGGAUAGCAAUAUCUGCUCGUGGUGCGCAGGUUCAGGAAAGAAUCGUUGCUUCAAUUGCCGUGGCAAUGGCUGGCUGAAGUGUUACCGUUGCAAUGGGAGUGGUAUCUUGCUAUUUCAUACUGAACUUACGAUAACUUGGAAGAACAAUGUUUUAGAACAUGUAGCAGACAAGAAUUCUGGCCUCCCAAUUCACCAUUUGCAAGAAGUGACUGGGAAGGAAAUUGUUAGUGAUGAAGGUUCCUUGGUAUUUCCCAUAGUUGAUUUCCCAGAGCCAUCAAUUGAGGACUAUUCCCGAGCAUUAAUUGCGCAACACAGUAUGCAGUUUACCUCAGAAGGAUUGCACAGAGUCCUGAGGCAGAAACAAACAGUUGAGUUGGUGCCACUCACAAAGGUUGACUAUGAAUGGAAAGAGAGAGUCUAUUCCUUCUACAUCUUUGGCAAUGAGAAUAAAGUAUAUACCAAAGACUAUCCAGCAAAGUGCUGCUGCUCCAUCCUGUGACACGAGGACAGUUUUGGCGGCAUUCAGUAACACAGCUGCUCCCUGUUAUUUGUUCUUCGCGGCAACUUGCAGAUUUUUUUAUUUUCUGUUUGCUGAAGGACAUUUUCUGUAUGAUAUUUAGGGAUUCAGCCAUAGUUCAGCACGUUCGAAGUUGUUUGUUGGUGCUAUUCCUGUACACCGGACAUUUGUCUCUAAUACAUGGCUGCAUUGGCUGUGCUUUUCAAUUAGGGAGAUGAAGGAAACUAUUUGCUCUAAUGCACCUUGAGACAUUAUACCAAAGAGGAUUCAAUGCAUUUGCUUUCUUGUAGUUGUGCAUUAGGAUGCCUCAAGCUAAGCAUCCUGUAAACUUCUUGUGGAAGUAUAAGCAGUUCAGAAUGAAAUAUAUUCCAACACUGGGCAUCAUAUUGUAUGAAUCUAUGCAGUGAUUUGCGUUCCUCCUCUUAACUAAGAAGGUAAGGUAAUGGACAGAUUUUUCACGUGUCUCCUAUACUAGAACAAAUCCCCUCUCCCUGCCAUUUCAGCAUCUGAUUGUACAAGUGCCACAUUUAGCAAGGUCUACAGCAAGGUCAGAGCAGCUGUGGCCCACCAGGCAUUUGUUGUUGUUGUUGUUCAGCUUGCUUGGGAGUGAUCCAGAAGCUCCUCAAGGACCACAGAUUCUCCGUUCCUGAUCUGAAGGAUCAUAGCUGUAGCCGCCAUAUAGCAUGCUCUGAUGUUAUUGUAAACAUAGAAUUCAACGAGAAAAUGUUUUGGAAACUGAGUCUUAGCUGUGAUCAAAUGCCCCAAUACCUGGUGCUCAACAACAUCUGUGUUUAAGUACCAGUAUUAAGGCAACUAACAUCUAUUAUGUAAUUCUACCUGAAGAAAUAUCAGGAUCACCCCAGAGAAGAAUUAGUGUAAGUCUGCAAGAUGAGUUAAUUAUAUCAUUGUGAUACUUUUUUUUUAAAUUUAAGAACACGUCUUAAGUGGUGGAAUACAUUUACAGUAAGCAGCCCUUUGGAUUUCGUUGCUGUUUUUAAAUUAACUUACAUCAUUGCAUAGAAAAUGAUUAAGUACAAAACUGAUCAGAUUUGCUGGAAUUUUGCUACAGGGGAAUAAUGAGCAAGUCUCCUAAUGGUGGGUUUUCCCUCUGUCCUGCACAAAAUCAUGUGGUAUAGCAGUCAGAAUGCUGGACUUAGUCCAAGGAAACCCACGUUGAAAUUUCCACUGAACCAUGAUGCUCAUUGGUUCACAAUGGGUUAAUUACUAAG